AUGCCAAACGGCCUCGAAACUGGUCUUGGACUGGCGGUCAAGGGCGUGCCUGCUGAGAGUGUUUUCCGCCCGCAGAACAACCGAUCGCUCGAGAAGAAGAGGGCGGGCUCGACUUUUCACAAGCUUGAUACUCUCCUUAGCGCGCCCGCCAAUUGUCUGAGCCUCGAAGCCUCUCCGCAGGAGAGAGGAGAUAGCGGGCGAACUAAUGUCAACGGGGAAGCGCAACGGGAAUACAAAGUGAAAGGACAAUGUGUUGGGCUAAGCGCCGCAAAUGGUGUGUGCCAAGCAUGGCGGGUAGGUCUUGUGCUGUAUGACGAAGCUGAGCUCGACGUCAAAAAUUGA
Molecule: messenger RNA, 342 nt
Organism: Diaporthe batatas
Lineage: Eukaryota; Fungi; Ascomycota; Sordariomycetes; Diaporthales; Diaporthaceae
Exons: 3
Coding region: 1-342 (113 amino acids)
Source: RefSeq, a predicted model, not a curated record